CCUGUACGGUAAACAUCAAUAGAGUUCACGGCUUCAGCUUUGUAACGUCUUUGUAUAGACAGUAUUUUAUUUAAACGUUUUAUUUGUUUUUGCAUAUUUCCGAAACAUCCGAGUAGAAGACGCGGUUGUUAUUUAUCAGCAGCUAUAUUUGGCUGUGUUGGUUAAGACCUGCAGAAUCACAAUGACAGUUGUGUUAUAUCAGCUCUUAAAGAGGUCACAUUAAAGACUGGCAUUCAUAGUAUGUCUUUGGUCCAAGCGACGCGAUACACUAGCGUUUAGUAUGGCAGCGUUACUUUUGCUGCGUGGAAGCAAAUGUUACGACAAACGGAUUUGGUCGUUGUCGUCUCGUUUCAGUUGUUUUCAAACCAGCAGAAAACUCCUGGAGAACAAUCUAGUGACUCCAAACACAAGAGGUCUGAAAUCAGGACGCAUUCAGAACAUUUUGACAAAGCCUUUAAUCCCAAGGCUUAUUGGACUUGAAUUCCAAUGUCGCCACAAAUUGGUCACAAAUCCUAUGAAACUGUGGAAACUAUUAGGCACUACUCAUUAUUUCAGCACAUCCAACAGAAGACAUGAAAAGAAAGAGGGUGGGAAAGGGAAGACCCCAGAGGAGGAUGAAGAAGAGAAAAAGAGACGAGAGCAAGAGGAUCAGAUGUAUAGGGAGCGACUGCGCACACUUUUUAUUAUCGCUGUCAUCAUGAGCUUGCUCAACUCCAUCAAUACCAGUGGGGGGAACAUAUCCUGGAAUGAUUUUGUGAAUGAAAUGUUGGCCAAAGGGGAGGUGUCGCGAGUACAGGUGGUACCAGAGAGCGACAUUGUCGAGAUCUACCUUCACCCUGGUGCAGUCAUCUUCGGAAGACCUAGACUGGCCCUGAUGUACCGAAUGCAGGUGGCCAACAUUGACAAGUUUGAGGAGAAGCUUAGAGCAGCAGAGGAAGAGCUGAAUAUAGAUGCCAAAGACAGAAUACCAGUGACCUACAAGCGUACAGGCUUCUUUGGGAAUGCCCUUUAUGCGCUCGGUAUGGCUGCCAUUGGGGUUGCAAUCCUCUGGUACAUCUUCCGACUGGCAGGAAUGGGUGGGAGAGAUGGCGGCUUUAGUGCAUUUAAUCAGUUGAAAAUGGCUAAAUUCACUAUUGUCGAUGGGAAAUCUGGGAAAGGCGUAAGCUUCAAAGAUGUUGCGGGUAUGCAUGAGGCUAAGAUGGAAGUCAAAGAGUUUGUGGACUAUCUAAAGAAUCCAGACAGAUACCUUCAGCUUGGGGCCAAAGUACCUAAAGGCUCUCUGCUUCUGGGGCCCCCUGGCUGUGGUAAAACCCUGCUUGCUAAGGCAGUGGCGACAGAGGCUCAGGUGCCCUUCCUCGCCAUGGCAGGUUCAGAGUUUGUGGAGGUGAUUGGAGGCCUUGGUGCCGCAAGAGUGCGAAGUCUUUUCAAAGAGGCUCGAGCUCGAGCUCCAUGCAUCGUCUACAUCGAUGAGAUUGAUGCUGUGGGGAAGAAACGCUCCACAAACAUGUCUGGUUUCUCAAACACAGAGGAAGAGCAGACCCUCAACCAGCUGCUGGUGGAGAUGGACGGAAUGGGUACCACAGAUCAUGUGAUUGUCCUGGCUUCCACUAAUCGGGCAGAUAUUCUGGACAAUGCACUCAUGAGACCGGGCAGGCUUGAUAGACACAUAUUUAUCGACCUGCCAACUCUUCAGGAGAGGAGGGAAAUCUUUGAGCAACACCUGAAGAUCCUGAAGCUCACACAGCCGGCAGACUUCUACUCCCUGCGUCUGGCUGAGUUGACACCAGGCUUCAGUGGGGCCGACAUCGCCAACAUCUGCAAUGAGGCCGCCCUUCAUGCUGCCAGAGAGGGUUACAAGUCCAUUGACACCUUUAAUUUUGAGUAUGCUGUGGAGAGAGUCAUUGCAGGGAGUGUGAAGAAGAGUAAAAUCUUGUCUAAAGAAGAGCAGAGGAUAGUGGCCUUCCAUGAGUCUGGUCAUGCUUUAGUGGGAUGGCUGCUAGAACACACCGAAGCUGUCAUGAAGGUUUCAAUAGCUCCCAGGACGAAUGCCGCUUUGGGCUUUGCUCAGAUGCUGCCGAAGGAUCAGUAUUUGUUCACCAAAGAGCAGCUGUUUGAGAGGAUGUGCAUGGCUUUGGGUGGACGAGCCUCUGAGGCCAUCACCUUCAAUAAGGUCACCACAGGUGCUCAGGAUGACCUGCGGAAGGUGACCCGGGUGGCCUACUCCAUGGUGAAGCAGUAUGGGAUGGUUGCCAGUGUGGGCCAUGUGUCCUUCCCUGACUCUGAGGAUCAGGGAGGUAUUGGACGGAGACCGUUCAGCCAAGGCCUCCAGCAGCAGAUGGACCUUGAAGCUAAGUUGCUAAUAGCAAAGGCCUACAGGCACACAGAGAAAUUGCUUUUGGACAACAGAGACAAACUUAUUUUGCUGGCUAAUACCCUGCUGGAGAGGGAGGUGGUCAACUACGAUGACAUCGAGGCUUUGCUGGGACCUUCUCCGUUUGGACCCAAAAAGAUGAUCGCCCCUCAAAGCUGGGUGGAGGCCGAAAGAGACAAGCAGGACACAGGGGAAGAUGAGCCACGCAGACGGCAGAGACCGAUCCGCAAAGACAAGGAUGAUGACAUCAAUCUGAGCCCAGCGUGAGCUUCCACAACACAUGUGGAAGUCCAAGAGUGGACUUUUAAGGGAAGAAAAAAAAAAAGGAAAUGUGUCUGCUGUUCUCGCCCCUGAUGUUCCAGUUAGACCUGAUCUGACUGAAUGAAAAAUAUAUUAUUUUGGCCAGUAAUUAUAUUUUAUAUGUCUUUAGGACAUUUAAUUGAAACAAAAAGCAACAUACAAGCAUCAAUCAAGCAUUUAAGAGCAAUACUGUGUUUUUCUCAAUAAGGAACCACUCUUUUAAAGAGUAGUAGAAACCUCCUUUGAAAAUUGCAUGAAAUCUGUUUUUAAAACAAUAUUUGUGCUUUUUUGAGCUUCUUUCCAGACCAGAUCAAACUGGUUUUGUAAGACCAGGUAAGCAUUGCUAGCAGUGUGUCUGAAGUCAGUGGAUAUUCUGCACCAUAUGUAAUAAAUUAUUACAUUUGUGUUUAAA
Molecule: messenger RNA, 3083 nt
Organism: Ctenopharyngodon idella (grass carp)
Lineage: Eukaryota; Metazoa; Chordata; Actinopteri; Cypriniformes; Xenocyprididae
Gene: spg7
Product: SPG7 matrix AAA peptidase subunit, paraplegin
Exons: 17
Coding region: 281-2638 (785 amino acids)
Biological process (GO): mitochondrial protein processing; protein-containing complex assembly
Cellular component (GO): m-AAA complex; membrane
Molecular function (GO): metalloendopeptidase activity; ATP hydrolysis activity; ATP-dependent peptidase activity
Source: RefSeq, a predicted model, not a curated record